UUCUUCUUUUUCCCCUUGAAAAUGUCUCGCUUUCCAUCCAAGAAGCUUCUUCGGUUCGGACUGAAUGGUGAGGAAUGGAAGAUCAUUAGCACUCUUUCUGAGAGUCCUUGAGGCCGCCUGGGGGUUUACCUGCCCUUUGGGCAGGAUUCAAAGUCCAGUUGCCCUUUGAAAAAGCACCUUUGGGACAACCUGGAUGACUGAGAACCUCCGUAGACAUUAAGUGCUGAGGCUUUGCAGGGGGUUUUGCCUGCAAAUCGUAAGGUAUACCUUAGUACCGAUAGUCCAUAACUUACAACCAAUCGUUGAGUGUGUGUUCAAAAUUACAACACCACGGACAAAGGGGAUUUAUGACCGGUUCUCACACUUGCGACCAUCGCAGCAUCCCUACAGUACAUGAUCAAAAUGUGGACACUCGGCAACUGGCAUGUACUUAUGACAGUUGCAGUAUCCCAGGGUCACGUGAUCACUUUUUGCUACCUUCUGACAAGCAGAGUCAAUGGGGAAGCCAGAUUCACUUAACUCUGUUACUGCAGUGAUUCACUUAACAACUGUGGCAAGAAAGGUCAUAAAAUGGGGCAAAGUUAACUUAAUUGUCUUGUUUAGCAGUGGAAACUUUGGGCUAAUUUAUGUCUGUAAGUCAAGGACUACCUACCUGUGACACUGCUUUAUGGAAGCGGGAGCCACGGGCAGGGCAGACAAGUGAGCCAUGUGGCCUGAGUGACCGGCAGACAACAGGGAAAGCUGAUUGGAAUAGCCCGGAUCUUAGCCGCAGUCUGCAAAAGAUCCCUCCUCUUUCUUUGGCCUCUUGCUUUGGAUUAAAGCUGCCUUUGCAGACAUUUUUUAGGUCUUGUGAUAUAUUUAUUAAACCAGUUGCGUUUGGCUUCAGUCUGUGGCAUCGCCGCACUCCAGAAGCAGAGGCAAAGGGGCUAUGAAUGUUAGUGGAAGUGUGAACUGGACAAGGGACAACACGUGGGCACGAGUUACAUAAAACCAAACCCUCCAGGAGCUUCUGCUCGUGAUGGAGAUGAUGAAUUCAAUAAUAUUUUCUGCCUCCAAAGACAUCACAUGGCAGUCCAAGAUGGUCAGCAGAGACCAGCCCGAGGUCGACCCCUCCAGCGAUACCCAUUGCACGGCCGACUUUUGGGACAGGCUUGUCCAGCAGCCGAGUUCCCUCUGGAUGGAAGAAUACCAGGAGGCCCCACCCCUGCUGAUGUCCGGCUGUGCAGCCCAGCGGCCUGAAGGAGAAGAGGGGGGGCCUUGGCCCUGGGAGGCGGCUCCUACUCCGCAAAGGCUCCCGUCCCCCAAGGAGCUGUGUCAGAAGAAGAGGAAGGGUCCGAAGCAGAAGGGCCUCCGACACCUCCGUGGCUUGUCCGUCUUGUAUCAUCUGGAGGAGGUGAAGAGACGGCAAAGCAACAUCGACAAGCAGAAAGCAGCACAGGAGGGGGGCGCUCUGCCCCAGCUCUCCCCCCAAAGGAACGGGAUGGUCAGGGACCUGCCUGCGUGCCUGUUGAGCCCCGCCCGGACGCCAGAGCCCUACGCCAGGCCCUUCCUGGGCAGAGGCACCGGUGCCCAGCUCCUCCUCCACCCGCAGUGGAACCCCAACCUGAGGGAGCCCCGGAGGUUCUCUGAAGAAAGCCCCCUGGCCUUCUACGCUGUGGCGGCCCACCACCGCUCUCUCCACGCAGGAAGCACUGAGCUGCUGCGACCCGAAGAAUAACCGCAGCCAGGCGGACGUUGGGGAUCAGCCUUGCCCAAUCGGGUUCCCUCCAGGGAUGGUGGGGGGGCAAGUUGUUGUGUUAGCCAGGGUGUGUGUGUGUGUGUGUGUGUGUGUGCGUGUGGCCUGUGCCAAAAGGGGUUCAGGGGUCCCCGUGUGUGUCUCUCUUCUGGAAGCCCCCCCCGGGUGACUCUUCCACCCAAGGCCAGCCCUUCUCUCCUCCAUCUAUGCUUGGCCUUCCUGUUCAGGUGGGUGGGUGGGGGCUUUUAUUUCCCUUUUGCAAGUCUGCCAAUGCCCCCCCCCCCGCCCAUGAGUGGCACGCCAGAGAGAGAGCGUCUCUUCUUCAAUAAACCUUCCACCGUGGGCUGAGGAAAGAAUGCAAAUACCAGGGGAAACUGAGGGGGGUUUCCAUAGUAAUCCUGGUUCUGGUGAAGGCCGGCUUCUCUCUCCUCCUCCUCCACCUGCGUGUAACGUAGGAGUAAGCUCCUCCGAGGAGCGCAGCGAGGUGUUUGGAAGAAAGAGGAGCCCUUGCAGGGCCGAGGAGUGGCUGAAGGAGUUUCCCUUCCGAUACCUCAAAACCUCCUUUUCUGCUGCAAUGACAAGGCUCCCCUCACCCAGCUGACAUGUGUCCCCCCCUCCCCUUUUCUCUGUGCCCUCGGGCCUCUUCCACGCCCUUAAAACAAAUUAUAAAAAGCAGCACAAUAUUUCCUGCCAACAGAGAGAGAGGCGGACUUGGUGAGGACACAUCCUCAGAAAGUUAAUAGGGAGGUUUCACCCUUGUAGUUUGAGGAUCAAUUGUUGCCCGUUUUGGAGUCUGAUAAAGGGUUUCCUUUAUCCACACACGCACACGCACACGCCAAGGCCAACAUGGGCCAGGUGAUCAUCCCUCCAGAUGACAAGAGGGGACGGGUGCGGAAGGCUCCCUGGCCUGGCCGAAGGACUGAACACCAGGAGCCCAGUCCGCCUUUGUUCAUGAGGCUGGCGGCCUCAGCCAAGUUGGCUUUUCCAAGGUGGAUUUUUGGGAGCAAAUAAAGCCUUGGACUUUUUUUCCCCGUGGGUUAAUCCUUCCUGCGGCCUAGCACGUUUAUUUUUCCACUAAAAAGGGUGGGAGACUUUGCUUCCGUUUUCCAGAAACCGGCCAUCCGAUGUUGACUGAACCGUGUCAGGCAGGCAUUGCCAGCAGAAAGGGGCUGGGGACAGACGGCUGGCCUUCGCCUCAGUUGGCUUGCAAAGCAUUUUUAAAAUACAGACAUGUUUUUAUCUGGAGGCCAGCCAACUCUCUGAUUUCAAGGCUCUGCUUGUAAGGGUUGUAAGGGUAAGCACUUAAGGGCUUCCUUAAGGGCGGGGCAAGUUUGCAGGGGAAGAAAAUGCCCCUCCCGUUAUUCGGUACAGCCCCCCUUUUCCCCCACCCCCGCUCAGCAGUGUUCAGGCCAAAGGAACCGCAAGUCCUAAUUCCAAGUACGUAUUUGCCACCAAGUGGGACCCCUCUGCUGCACGGAAAAGACAAACGGAUUAAGAUGGCUGUGAAUGUCAAUGAAUGAUGCUCUGGCUGUGCUAAUGGAAAAGAGAGCGAGUUUGGUUGUUAUCCUGUUCAUCAAAUACAUUUGUGGAACUCAAUUCU
Ahaetulla prasina is the source of this 3335-nucleotide messenger RNA. It is a transcript of the gene INCA1, whose product is annotated as inhibitor of CDK, cyclin A1 interacting protein 1. The transcript is spliced from 6 exons. The coding region runs from base 1019 to 1717 and encodes 232 amino acids. Gene Ontology annotation, molecular function: cyclin binding; cyclin-dependent protein serine/threonine kinase inhibitor activity. Gene Ontology annotation, cellular component: cytoplasm. Gene Ontology annotation, biological process: negative regulation of cyclin-dependent protein serine/threonine kinase activity; negative regulation of cell population proliferation. NCBI's taxonomy places the organism in Eukaryota, Metazoa, Chordata, Lepidosauria, Squamata, Colubridae. The record is from RefSeq and is a predicted model, not a curated record.